This is a messenger RNA of Trematosphaeria pertusa, 1439 nucleotides long. RefSeq lists its product as uncharacterized. NCBI's taxonomy places the organism in Eukaryota, Fungi, Ascomycota, Dothideomycetes, Pleosporales, Trematosphaeriaceae. Bases 113 to 1417 code for a protein of 434 amino acids. The record is from RefSeq and is a predicted model, not a curated record. Gene Ontology annotation, cellular component: Rad51B-Rad51C-Rad51D-XRCC2 complex; centrosome; replication fork. Gene Ontology annotation, molecular function: single-stranded DNA binding; four-way junction DNA binding; ATP-dependent activity, acting on DNA. Gene Ontology annotation, biological process: DNA strand invasion; telomere maintenance; double-strand break repair via homologous recombination. The transcript has 3 exons.
GGCCGCGUACUUAGGUACGUCCGACAUCCAGUCACACUACUACACCAAAUCAAUCACCUCAAACCGGUUUUUCCUGCGACCUCUCCCGUUCCUUGCCUGCGGUAUGAGAUAGAUGGCGCAAGCCGGAGCGCAAGCUCGGCCCGCGGAGCUGCUUCUCGCGUCUUCGUUGAUCGGCGAUGAAGAGUUGGAGGUGCUGCUGGAGGGUGUGGUAGCUGGAAGGGUUGGGCCACAACAGAAGAGGAGGGGAGAGUCACUAGGGACGGGUGUUAAGAGUCUAGAUGAAGCGCUGGACGGUGGAUUGGAGGGAGGCCGGGUGGUAUGCGUAAGUGCAGGGCAGGGAGGGGGUGGUGUUGAGUUAUGCCUCACCUUUCUGACAAAUUGUCUCCUGCAAGCCCCGACGUCGACAGCCGCUAUUAUCGACACAACCGGCAAUCUUGACAUCCUUCGGAUAUACACGCUCAUCGUCUCUCGUCUCCAGGCUGACUCGUCUCUCCUCAACAGCCUCCGAGGAACCUCCAGCUUGGAGGGUGUUUCCACGGAAAACGUCGCAGCUAAAGUCCUUGACCGAGUUAAAAUUAUGCGGGUCUUUGAUUUUGUGGGGGUUAUGGAGGCUGUGAGUGAGAUAAGAGAUGGGCUUGAGGGACGGAGACCGCCGGCAGAGAAAGAUGAGAUCGAGAGCGUGAAGAAAAUUGAGAAGGAGGACGAGGCGCCACCACAGCCGCCCAGGAGGACCGUGAUUGCAGAUAGUGAGGACGAGGAAGACGAUGACGAGAUGUUGUUCGACAAUGAAGCUGCAGCGCUCGCACAAUCAGUCGCUCUGCCAGCAUCACAACCCAAUGUACAGCCGCAGCUACCGGAUCCGGCGCACGAAGAUGAACAAGAAAGAGGACUUGAAGAGAAGAUCUCCUUCAUUCUCAUCGACAACCUUGCACACAUCAUAAAUCCUCUCCUCAAGAAAGACCACGUCCAAGGACACGCGCUUUCCACAUCCUUCCUCCUCACUCUCUCUCACUUAACCCGCACCCACGCUCUCUACACCAUCCUCUUCAAUCCAACCAGCCCUCCUCGCCCUCCACCGCCAAACACCUCCAACCAACCAGCACCACCUCAUCAGCAACAGCAGCAACCACCACAGUCACCUUCAAUCUUCUCUUCGAACAAGGUGGUGCCCGCUCUAGGGAAUGUGCUGUCCCCGUACCUGGACCUGCAUCUACUAGUAUCGAGGAUGCCUAGGCGGAAAGCGGAUGCAAGGGCUGUAUAUGCGGAUGGGGGAGCGGGUAUUGAAGGUGUGAGGGGUCUCAGGCAUCAGAGUGUCAAGACGGUCGACGUGGUGGAGGUCGUGGGUGAUCGAUGGAGUGGGAGAGUCGGGGCAUGGGGCGCGUUUGCGGAAGGGGAGAAGGGGAUGAGGGAUGUCUGAUGUCUGUGACUCUAUUCCAUUU